Messenger RNA from Oppia nitens, 850 nucleotides. Its product is annotated as inosine triphosphate pyrophosphatase-like. The transcript is spliced from 3 exons. Lineage: Eukaryota; Metazoa; Arthropoda; Arachnida; Sarcoptiformes; Oppiidae. Gene Ontology annotation, molecular function: nucleoside triphosphate diphosphatase activity. The record is from RefSeq and is a predicted model, not a curated record. Gene Ontology annotation, biological process: nucleoside triphosphate catabolic process. Bases 169 to 741 code for a protein of 190 amino acids. Gene Ontology annotation, cellular component: cytoplasm.
AUUAUACUAUAAAUUAUGUUUUAAGCAAUUAAUUGAAAUUUAAUUCAAAUAACAUUUAUUCUGCAUAUUAUAUAAUAAUUGAUUUGAAAAGUGAUUGUAUUUAAUAACAAAAGUUUGUUAGAAUUAAUAUAACAGUAAAUAUCAUUAACUAAUAAUUUAUUUGAAUAAAUGGCAUCAAAAAUGAUAACUUUGGUCACAGGAAAUGAAAACAAAUUACAAGAAAUAGUAAAAAUAAUGGGAAAUUCACUACCAUUUAAGUUAGUUUCACAAGACUUGGAUUUACCGGAAUAUCAGGGAGAGGAACGGUAUAUCAUUGAAAGCAAAUGCAAAGCAGCUUUAGAUACAAUCAAUGGUCCGGUCAUUGUUGAAGACACCUCUCUUUGUUUCAAUGCAAUGGGAGGACUUCCCGGUCCUUAUAUUAAAUGGUUUCUCAAAGAGUUGGGACCCAAUGGGUUGUAUCGUAUGUUAAGCGGUUGGACCGACAAGAGUGCUAAAGCUGUUUGUUCUGUGGCUUAUAGUGACGGUCGAGAUAUUCAUGUAUUUAGAGGUGUAGUCGACGGAAACAUAGUAGACCCGAGAGGACCAACCGAUUUUGGUUGGGAUCCAUGUUUUCAACCAUUAGGUUAUACCCAAACUUACGCACAGAUGGAUAAAACUCUUAAAAAUCAAAUUUCUCACCGAUUUUUAGCAUUUAAUUAUUUAAAACAAUAUUUGUUGAAUCAAUACGCUUCCGAUAAUUAGAUUCAUUAAUUAGUAAAAUAUGGGAUUAAUUAUAAACACUAUAUUAUAUACCGUAUAAAAGUUGUGGUAAUUGUAUUAUAGGAUUCACUGACAAAUUUCUAAAUAAAAC